UUCAUUAAGUGCAGUUAUUUUAUUAUCGGUUUUAUCCGUCCAAUGUUUAAUUUUGCCAGAUUCUUUAUUUAUGUUUUGUAAAUCAGGUGCAUUGCUUUAUGAAGAAAUUGGAUGCACGCCAAUUAAAAGUAAUGGAGAUUGUGCUUCUUCAUUUAACUGCUCAAAUUAUCGAUUACCAAAGCAUGGUUGUUUAUUUGAAAAACAUGUUUAUAAAUAUGGAGAAGCUAUUAAGGGUACAAAUCCAUGCUAUAAUUGUACUUGUAUCGGUAAUGCUAAAAAUGGAUCUAAAAUAGAAUGUUAUAACGUGGAAUAUGAAGGUCCUAUUGGUCCAAUAUUCCCAGGAUAUGGACCUCCUUCUGAUUGUUACUACACUUAUGAAUUGAAUAAUUGUAUUUCUUCUCAAUUGAAGUGUCCCCCGUAUAAAAAUAUGUCUAUCUGUGUUGUCGAUAGUAAAGGAUACAUAGAAGGUGAAAAAUUUCAACCAUCUGGUAAAUGUUUGGAUUGCGUCUGCCAGAAGGGUUACAAUGGGAAAUUCGUUGAGCCAUUCUGCAGGAAAAAACGAUGCGACGUUGAAAUCCAAUAUUCCAAACAAAUAGUUGAUAAUUGCGCUCCAUUAUAUAAUAAUAAUAUCUACCCAAUUUGUUGUCCUUAUGAUUUCAUUUGCCCAUCAAAUUCAAAAAUUGAACAUCUUGUAAAACAGAACUCAACUGAUCAUGACACAUUCUCUAUUAUAUUUUCUGAUUCUUGUGAUCGUUUGGGUACAUUGCUUUACGACGAAAUCGGAUGCAUACCAAUUAAAGAAGUUAACAUUAGUUGUCCUGUAGCUUACAAUUGCUCCAAUUAUCAAUUACCAAAAAAUGGAUGUUUGUUCAAAACGCACGUUUAUAAGAAUGGAGAAACCAUUAACAAAACCAAUCCUUGCAACUAUUGCAAAUGCUACAAAAAUUCACAGAAUAAAUUCGAAUUAUCAUGUAUCAAUUGGAAUAUAUUAAGAGUACCUUAUGGUAAAUAUGGAUUUUCAUCUGACUGUUACUUUACUGGUGAUCUGAAUUGUUGUUUCCCGUCUACAAAAUGUGCUCCGUAUAACAAUGCGGCUAUAUGUGUAGUAGAUCACGAAAGUCACAUAGAAGGACAAGAAUUUCAACCGUAUGGUAGAUGCAUGGAUUGCGUCUGUCAGAAGGGUUUUGAAGGGAAAUUAGUGGAACCUUUCUGCAGAAAAAAACGAUGCGACGUGGAAAUCAAAUUUACUAAACAGAUAAUGAACAACUGCGCUCCUUUAUAUUCAAAGUUUGAAAAUCCAAUUUGUUGCCCUAGAAAUUUCAUAUGUCCAUCUGAUUCAAAAAUUGAGAAUCUCAUAAAAUCCAAAUCAGUUGAUAAAGUGGAAAAAUGUAAAUUUGGAUCGAAAACUUUCAACAAAAUGGAUACAUUGGAUUUGGUUUACGGUGACAAUUAUACAGCAAAAUGUGAAUGUUCUCUACCUCCUUUAUUGACUUGUCUUAAUUAACUAAGA
Messenger RNA from Nicrophorus vespilloides, 1510 nucleotides. Its product is annotated as kielin/chordin-like protein. The coding region runs from base 71 to 1504 and encodes 477 amino acids. Lineage: Eukaryota; Metazoa; Arthropoda; Insecta; Coleoptera; Silphidae. Gene Ontology annotation, molecular function: protein binding. The transcript is spliced from 9 exons. The record is from RefSeq and is a predicted model, not a curated record.